Molecule: messenger RNA, 1503 nt
Organism: Oryza brachyantha (malo sina)
Lineage: Eukaryota; Viridiplantae; Streptophyta; Magnoliopsida; Poales; Poaceae
Product: acyl transferase 15-like
Exons: 1
Coding region: 16-1347 (443 amino acids)
Source: RefSeq, a predicted model, not a curated record
UUGACUCGUCGUGAUAUGGUGAGAAUGGCUGUGACCAAGUCUUCCCCUUUGCUCGUCGGACCGGCGAUCGAGCCCGACCAGAGGACGACGCCGCCGGCCGCCGGCGUCCGGACCAUCGACGUCUCCUCCUUCGACAAGCCGCUCGCCUUCAGCCCUUUCACAUCGUUCGCCAUCUUCACCCAAGCCAUCCGCGAGCCUGCCGAAACCAUACGGAAGGCGCUGUCGCGAGCUCUGGUCCACUACCCGCCUAUCGCCGGCCGCGCCGUCGUCGGCGCCGGCGACGAGAUCCGCAUCGCGUGCACCGGCGAGGGCGUCGAGUUCGUGGCUGCCAGGGCCAGCUGCGCCCUGGCCGACGUCGGCCUCUUCGACCAGCCUUUCGCGGCGCUGCUGCGGGAGCUCGCCGUCGACUACGCCGCCGGGCACUGCCGGGAGGCCGACCCGUUGCUGCUCAUGCAGGUCACCGUGUUCUCCUGCGGCGGGUUCGUCGUCGGGACAACGUGGAACCACGUCGUCGCCGACGGCACGGGGAUAGCGCAGUUCCUGCAGGGCGUCGGCGACCUCGCGCGUGGGCUGCCGCGGCCGUCAGUGCCUCCGGUGUGCUGCGGCGACACACCGCCGCUGCCGGAGCUCCCGCCGCUGGUCACUGCGUUGGAGAAGGGCGUGGUGAGCCAAGAACACAAGGACUUCGUCUACCUGGACAUCACCGUGCCGUCGAGCUGCAUCGACCGCAUAAAAGCAGAGUACCGCGCCGGUAACCCCGACGACGAGGCCUGCACCGUCUUCGAGGCAGUCACCGCCGUGCUAUGGCAGUGCCGGACUCGGGCCGUCAUGUCUGACGACUCCGGCGCCGCCGACACCCCUGCACCGCUCAUCUUCGCGGCGAACGUGCGCAAGCACGUCGGUGCCAUGGACGGCUACUACAGCAACUGCAUCACCUCGCAGGUGGUUGCUCCGACCAGCCGCGUGGUGGCCGACAGCGACAUCAACGACGUGGUCAGGAUAAUCAAGCGCGCCAAGAAGCAGAUCCUGGCCCAGUUCAUCGCCCCGGCCGGGGAGGAAAAAGGAGACGGCGGCGUGAGCGCGGAGCAGCUGGCCGACGGCGCGCUGUUCGGGUACAGCUCGUUCUACGUGCUGAGCUGGCGGAACCUCGGUUUCGGCGAGGCGGACUUCGGCGGCGGAACGCCGGCGCGGGUGAUGUGCCACGUGGAUCCGUCGUCGGCGCCGAGCUGCGUGGCGUGCCUGCCGUGCGCGACGAAGGAUGGGGCCAGCGUGCUCUCUCGGUGUGUCAAGGAGGAGCAUGUCGAUGCCUUUGUCGCUGAGCUUGCCAAGUUCUCAUCUAAGUUUUAGAUAUACAGAUAUACAUUAAUUGGUUGAGGUAUGAUGAGUUGAUCCUAUCUACACGCGUCGUAUACGCGCACGCCUGUAAGUCACGGCCGGGGCUGUUCUCGUCUCCUAUAAAUACAUUACGAUUUUUUUUCUUCCAUCAAAUACGGAUGGCGUAUA